Molecule: messenger RNA, 2047 nt
Organism: Fukomys damarensis (Damara mole-rat)
Lineage: Eukaryota; Metazoa; Chordata; Mammalia; Rodentia; Bathyergidae
Gene: Ca13
Product: carbonic anhydrase 13
Exons: 7
Coding region: 71-859 (262 amino acids)
Cellular component (GO): cytoplasm
Molecular function (GO): carbonate dehydratase activity; zinc ion binding
Source: RefSeq, a predicted model, not a curated record
UCCAGCCCGCCCCGCUUCCUCCCGCCUCUUUGCCGGCCACCCCGUGCACGGCGUGCCACCCCGAAGGACCAUGUCGCGGCUCAGCUGGGGAUACGGCGAACACAACGGUCCCAUUCACUGGAAUAAAUUUUUCCCUGUUGCCGAUGGUGAUCAACAAUCUCCCAUUGAGAUUAAAACCAAAGAAGUGAAAUACGACUCUUCCCUCGGACCUCUUAGUAUCAAGUAUGACCCCAGCUCAGCUAAAAUCAUCAGGAACAGUGGCCAUUCCUUCAGUGUUGACUUUGAUGACACACAGGACAAAUCAGUUCUAUGUGGGGGUCCUCUCACUGGAAGCUACAGGUUACGACAGUUCCACCUUCACUGGGGGUCAUCUGAUGACCACGGCUCUGAGCACAUGGUGGACGGAGUGAGGUAUGCUGCGGAGCUCCAUGUAGUGCACUGGAAUUCAGACAAAUACCCCGGCUUUGUAGAGGCAGCUCACGAGCCAGAUGGACUAGCUGUCUUGGGAAUAUUUUUACAGACUGGUGAACACAAUCCCCAGCUGCAAAAGAUUACUGACAUUUUGGAUUCUAUUAAAGAAAAGGGGAGACAAACCCGAUUCACAAAUUUUGACCCAUUAUCUCUGCUUCCCCCAUCCUGGGAAUACUGGACAUACCCUGGUUCUCUGACAGUUCCACCUCUUCUUGAGAGUGUCACAUGGAUUGUUUUAAAACAGCCUAUAAAUAUCAGCUCUCAGCAGCUGGCCAAAUUCCGCAGCCUCCUGUGUACAUCCGAGGGAGAAGCAGCAGCUUUUCUGCUGAGCAACCAUCGUCCACCUCAGCCUUUGAAGGGCCGCAAAGUGAGAGCCUCAUUCCAUUAAGGGCUGUCACCAAGGGAUUGCCCUGACUGAGAGCAAGGAGACAAACCACAGAACUCCCUGGGAGCAGUACUUCUCUGGAGUUCUCAUUAAUGGGCAUCAUUUUACAUCUCCUUCAGCACCAGGAAGAAAACCACAUCUCUUUAAUUAAACUAAACUCAUCUGCCCCACAUUUGCACUUGUAGAUACUCAAGCACCAAGUGUUGUAUUUUGUGUAUCAAAAUACAUGAAAAACAUCUGCUUCAAUCUUCAUGAAAAUAUGGCUGGCCUCACAGAUCAUAGAAUCUCCUAAAAAUUGUGCCUUACAAGAGGCUAUGUUAUAUUUCCAGUGAUGUUGGAUGAAAAUUUAAAAUUCAUUUCCAGAAUGAUAGAAUUGUGCUUUUUGCUAAACAAGCAAUUCUUAAUAUUUUGAUAUUGUUACUGUUCAUCAAAAGUAGAUAUUUCCGUACUGAGGACUGAACCCACAGCCUUUACACUGAGCUACAUCUUCAGUCUUUUUUUUUUAGUUUUUGUUUGAGCUGGUCUCAUUGUGUCACUAAGUUGCGCAGGCUGAGCUCAAACUUGGAAUCUUUCAGACUCUUAGAGUGCUGAAAUUAUAGACUUGGCUUCUGAUACUUUGAAUAACAUGUAUAAUAUGAGAAUUGGGGUUGGGAUGGGAUAUAGCUACUCGGUGUGUCUAUUCUACAGAUCAAAGAUAAUCUGUACAGUUUCGGUGAAGGAUUCCUCAGGAUAUGAAUAGCUAUUUGCAUGUAAUGAAUUGUACCAUGUCUCACAUUAUUCAGUAGUGUUAAUGAUGAACUGGCUGGUAAUUGACAAGAUGCAGUUUUUGCUAAUUGGUGGCAUUAAUGUGGUUUGAAACUAACAGAUUUAGACAGCAGAAGCAGGUAGAGCCACGCAUGAGCAUGAUGACAGGGUUGCCUACUUUUGCCUUAUGUUUUGACAUUUUUCUGUCAAUGAGUGAAGAAAAUAUAUACAGUGAGUCUCAUAUAAAUAUACAUCGACCCAUAAACUCUUCAACUCAUUUCUGUAGCAAAGCCCAUUCUCCCCUUUUAUACUCAUCCCUUUGUCUUGCAAGAACUUUCAUUACGAAGGUACUUGAUAUGAAUUUUAACCUAUUUCUUAUUUUUGUUUGCUUUUGGUGGAGGAUAGGACAGUGUUCCUUUAUCCUUUCUGUGACGGGGUGACACUGAA